AUGGAAGAUAUAGAAAAAGCCAAACAAUUCCCACAACAGACCCCUGCCACAGAAACCCCUGAUUCGGCUUAUCUUGAAAAGGAUCAAGGAUACUUCGAUGCAAACCAGAAGCCUGAUUUGUAUGCACAGGGCUAUGGGCAGACCGUCGACAAAACUAAUACUAACACCGGGCGUGAGACCCUCCUCGGAGAUGAAACAUAUCCAGAAGGAGGGCUAGAGGCAUGGAUUGUCGUCUUUGGAUCAUGGUGUGGUCUUCUUGCCUCGUUAGGGCUGAUGAACAGCAUUGCAACACUCCAGACGUACGUUGCGACGCACCAGCUCUCUAACUACGACGAGGGUAUCGUUGGAUGGAUUUUUUCUUUGUAUACAGCAUUGUGUUUUCUCUGCGGCGUGUAUAUCGGACCGCUUUUUGAUAAAUACGGACCCAGAUGGUUAGUUGGGCCAGGUGGUAUAAUCGUUGUCGCAAGUGUUAUGCUGCUGAGCAUCUGUACAGAAUAUUGGCAUUUUAUGCUUUGCUGGGGCAUCCUUAAUGGAAUAGCGACAUCAUUUCUAUUCACUCCGUGUCUCACAGCCAUUGGUCACUUUUUCCAUGAGCGCCGUGGGUUCGCCUCCGGGCUCGCAAGUACGGGCGGUGGACUAGGCGGCGUAAUUUUCCCAUUAAUAAUGCAAAGUCUCUUCGACAGGGUGGGAUGGGGAUGGACAAUCCGCAUCCUAGGUUUUAUUUGCCUUUUCCUACUUACUUUUGCCGGUCUCUUAGUUAAGAGACGGUUGCCUCCGGCUCACAACGCAAGCCCGCAUCCGGACUUUCGCAUUCUAAAGGAAAAGUCAUUUUUACUCCUUACCAUCGGCGUUUUCUUCCUGGAGUUCGGGCUUCUUAUCCCGCUCGCCUACAUCUCGAGUUACGCACUCGCGAACGGCUUUAGUGAAAGCUUUUCAUUCCAGAUUUUGCCUAUUCUCAAUGCGGCGUCGGUGUUUGGACGUGCAUUGCCCGGUUGGUGGGCGGAUAAAAUCGGUGCCUUCAACACGAAUAUGAUCUCCCUUUGCGCCACAAUAUUCGCGUGUUAUGUUGUGUGGUUGCCGUUCGGCCACACGACUCCUGGGCUCGUCAUAUUUGCCGUCAUGUUUGGGUUUUCGACGGGCAACAACAUCAGCAUUACUCCAGUCUGCGUGGGAAAAUUAUGCCAAACGCAGAACUACGGUAGAUAUUAUGCUACCUGUUACACUAUUGUUUCUAUUGCAGUCCUACUCGGCCUUCCUAUUGCAGGUUCCAUCGUCAAGGCCGCUGAUGGUAACUACUGGGGUCUUAUCGUGUUUACAGGGCUUACCCAGGUUAUUUCUGUCGUCGCUAUGUACGCGGCCAGGGCGGAGAAAGUGGGAUGGUCACUUUGGGCUAACUUCUAG
This is a messenger RNA of Daldinia childiae, 1401 nucleotides long. RefSeq names its product putative transporter MCH4. Gene Ontology annotation, biological process: transmembrane transport. The transcript has 2 exons. The record is from RefSeq and is a predicted model, not a curated record. The coding region runs from base 1 to 1401 and encodes 466 amino acids. NCBI's taxonomy places the organism in Eukaryota, Fungi, Ascomycota, Sordariomycetes, Xylariales, Hypoxylaceae. Gene Ontology annotation, molecular function: transmembrane transporter activity. Gene Ontology annotation, cellular component: fungal-type vacuole membrane.